UAUGUAUCUGCCGACUUCUCUGCUGAGUGGAAUUGAAAUUAAUGAUCACAUUCAUGUAAUUCCUAUGGAAUGGCAAAAUGGGUACAGGAAACGGCAACCCACAUCGGAUUGUAAUGGGUGGUGCUAUGGCUCCAGUGCACUCCAUAUGUUCGAGUCAAUGUCCCACUGUAGAGAUGGCCGAAAAAAGCAGAAUGAUCACAUCACAAGAAUUGCUGGUCGUUGUUAGGAGACAAGUACAGUACACUGUACCCGAAACCACCCAGCAAGGUUCUAUUUAGAGAUGGCCACUAGUGCAGAGUCAACUCGCUGAUGAGGGAAAAUCGACAAAAAAGGAAGAUGCAGAGGAAAUGAGGGACAACAAUUAUAAAUAGGGCUACAAGCAUUUGAGAUGAUGGCAAUUGCUGCUGUGGGAAACAAUCUAAUCACCUAUGUGUUCAGUGAGAUGCACUUCCCUUUGUCAAAGUCAGCAAACAUAGUGACAAACUUCAUAGGAACUGUCUUUCUCCUCUCCCUCCUUGGUGGCUUCCUGUCUGACUCUUAUCUUGGGAGCUUCUGCACCAUGUUGAUCUUUGGGUUUGUGGAACUCAUGGGUUUUAUCCUACUGGCAGUCCAAGCCCAUAUCCCACAACUAAGGCCUCCCCACUGCAAUAUGGGGAUUGCUGGAGAACCAUGUUUGGAAGUAAAGGGUUACGAGGCUUGGAUAUUUUUUCUGGCACUUUGCCUGGUAGCUUUAGGAAGUGGGUGUCUAAAGCCCAACAUAAUCUCUCUUGGAGCUGACCAAUUCCAAAAGGAUGAUACCGAGCAAUCCAAGAAACUCUCUACUUAUUUCAACUGUGCAUACUUUGCCUUCUGUACCGGUGAACUUUUUGCUCUGACAGUUCUUGUUUGGGUACAAACACAGUCAGGAAUGGACGUCGGAUUUGCAGUCUCUGCGGCUGCCAUGGCUGUGGGAUUGAUCAGCUUACUUUCUGGUACACUUGUGUACCGGAACAAACCGACUCGUGGUAGUAUCUUCACACCAAUUGCCCAGGUUUUUGUAGCUGCAAUUACCAAGAGAAAGCAGAUAUGUCCUUCAAAUUCAGAUAUGCUUCACGGAAAUCAAAACAUAGAGGCUUCUGCCGCAUCACCUAAUCUCAGGAACCUCCUGCAUACAGAAAAGUUCAGGUUUCUUGAUAAAGCCUGCAUCAAAAUUCAAGACGGAAGCCGAAAGAGUGAAAGUCCGUGGAGACUAUGCUCGGUAACUCAAGUCGAACAAGUGAAGAUAAUAAUCUCAGUUGUCCCCAUUUUCGCUUGUACAAUAAUUUUCAACACCAUUUUAGCUCAAUUGCAAACAUUCUCUGUCCAACAAGGAAGCUCUAUGAACAAGCAUCUCACAAAAAACUUCCAAAUCCCACCCGCAUCUCUCCAAUCCAUCCCUUACAUCAUGCUCAUAUUCGUCGUCCCUCUUUAUGAAACAGCAUUCGUACCAAUCGCAAGAAAAGUCACCGGACGGGAUUCAGGAAUCUCUCCUCUCCAAAGGAUUGGCAUCGGUCUCUUUAUCGCAACCUUUUCCAUGGUUUCAGCUGCUUUGGUAGAGAACAAGAGGAGGAAUUCAGCUUUAAAUUCAAACAAAACGCUCUCCAUAUUUUGGAUUGCACCUCAAUUUCUGAUUUUCGGCCUCUCAGAGAUGUUCACUGCCGUUGGCCUUAUCGAGUUCUUCUACAAACAGUCGUUGGAAGGCAUGCAAUCCUUUUUGACAGCAAUGACUUACUGCUCAUACUCUUUUGGGUUCUAUUUGAGUUCUGUUUUAGUCUCUCUAGUGAACAACAUAACCUCAUCAAGCUCUUCUUCUGGAGGUGGGUGGUUGAGUGAGAAUGAUCUCAACAAAGAUAGGCUGGACCUUUUUUAUUGGUUGCUAGUUGGUCUCAGCCUCAUGAAUUUCUUCAACUAUCUUUUCUGGUCCAGUUGGUAUUCCUACAAUCCAACUUUUUCGCGGCCUUCUCCUACACAUGAUCAACAGGACCACUCCUCAAAACAGAUUGAAGCUUACAGCAAUACUGCACCUUGAGUUAGUUUGCUUCUCAAAUUUUUCGUCGCUACAUCAAUACUGCACCUUGAGUUAGUUUGCUUCUCAAAAUUUUCCUCGCAAUAAAUUUUACUUGUUUGUUCAAAAUAGAAAUUCUAGCUAGUAUGAUGACUAUCAUAGACUUAGAGCGCGCCUCUAUAUAUUGAUACUACCUUCAGGGGAAUUUUAAGGUGUCCCCCUCCUUAUGGUAUGUCCAAUCAGGAAAUGUUAUGUCUUUUCAUGGUAAAUGUUCUACUAUCUUUUUGUGAUAAAUAUUAUGAGGGGAUUCACUCUAAAAUUGUGAUUUUGAAAAUGUUGCACCGUUUUCAAAAAAUGUUAUGCAUCAUAUGGUGAAAAUGUUAUAUGUAAAUGUAAUGCCAUUUGAUUGUAUUAUUAUUAUUUA
Rhododendron vialii is the source of this 2447-nucleotide messenger RNA. RefSeq names its product protein NRT1/ PTR FAMILY 4.4-like. The coding region runs from base 389 to 2047 and encodes 552 amino acids. Gene Ontology annotation, molecular function: transmembrane transporter activity. Lineage: Eukaryota; Viridiplantae; Streptophyta; Magnoliopsida; Ericales; Ericaceae. The record is from RefSeq and is a predicted model, not a curated record. Gene Ontology annotation, biological process: transmembrane transport. The transcript has 6 exons. Gene Ontology annotation, cellular component: membrane.